GCCUCACGCAACAGGCCCCUGCAACUCGCCAUCAUCGGCUCCGGACCGGCUGGCUUCUAUUCUGCAUACAGAUUGCUCAAGCAGCUCCCGGAUGCACGAGUGGACAUGUAUGAGGGCCUGCCUUCGCCGUAUGGACUGGUUCGGUUCGGCAUUGCGCCCGAUCAUCCCGAAGCAAAAAAGUGCGCAGAGACGCUGCCGGACGUCGCGAAAUACCCUGGCUUUAGCUACGUAGGCAAUGUGCCGGUUGGUGACGCUCCACUGCACUUGCCGCUCUCAUCAAUAGCACCACACUACGACGCUGUGCUUUUCGCGUAUGGAGCCUCGAAAGACAAGAAGCUGGGCGUGCCAGGCGAGCAUCUACAAGGAGUACAUUCUGCACGAGCGUUCGUGGGAUGGUACAAUGGCCUGCCUCAGUAUGCACAUCUGAACCCAGACCUGCAAUCCGGCGAUACUGCCAUAGUGCUUGGCCAGGGCAAUGUCGCCUUAGACCUUACGCGAAUCCUUCUCAUGCCCCUGGAAGAGCUUAGGAAAACGGAUAUCUCAGAGCAUGCCGUAGAGGUACUCAGUAAGAGCAAGAUUAGAGACGUUAAGAUCAUCGGGCGAAGGGGGCCACUCCAGGCACCUUACACAAUCAAGGAGCUUCGUGAGCUCACGAAACUACAAGACGUUGGGUUCGUCCCCCCUCCAGAGGGCUGGGACGAGCUCAUCCAGAUUGAGCGUAAGAAGCUGCCUCGUCAGCUGAGGCGCAUCGUGGAGGUGCUUGAGAAGGGCAGUCAGACGCCAAUCGAAAAGGCAUCCAAGGCAUGGCAGUUGGGCUAUUUACGCUUCCCGGUAGAAUUCAUGGCGAACAAGAAAAAUGGCCCAGAUCUCGCAGCCGUAGGCUUCGAGCAGAUGGAAUACGUUCGGCCACUGAAUGAAUAUUUGACAGGCGAUCCUCAGCAGUCACUGUAUGCACUUCGCGCAGCGAAAGUCAAAGCAACAGGCCAAAAGUCCAUGAUCACAGGCACGCUGGCCUUUAGAUCUAUUGGAUACGAAUCCGAAGCUUUGCCUGGAAUGGAUGCCAUUGGUGUUCCAUUCGACACCAAAAAGGGCAUCAUACCGAACGAUCGCUAUGGACGCAUCUUGUCACCGGAUCGUGGCCCCGGUGAUCUGACCGCAGGCCAUGUCCCAGGGAUGUACUGUGCUGGCUGGGUGAAGCGUGGUCCCACUGGGGUUAUCGCUAGCACAUUAGACGAUGCAUUCACGACUGCAGAUGUCAUUGUGAAGGACUGGAAAGACGGGGUGCCUUUCAACGAAGGCGGUGACUGGUCGCGAAAGGCUGGCUUAGAAGAAGUGAAGAAGACCAUUGCGGAAAGGGGGAUUCGUUCUGUCAGCUGGCAGGACUGGGAGAGGAUCGAUGCAGAAGAACUUAGACGUGGCAAGGAGAAGGGCAAGGAGCGAGAGAAGUGCAGAAGUGUACAGGACAUGUUGCAGAUACUC
Messenger RNA from Pseudocercospora fijiensis CIRAD86, 1479 nucleotides. RefSeq lists its product as uncharacterized. Gene Ontology annotation, cellular component: mitochondrion. Lineage: Eukaryota; Fungi; Ascomycota; Dothideomycetes; Mycosphaerellales; Mycosphaerellaceae. The record is from RefSeq and is a predicted model, not a curated record. The transcript has 2 exons. Gene Ontology annotation, biological process: ubiquinone biosynthetic process. The annotation marks the transcript as partial.